AUGGCAGCACACGUGUUUCACGUCCGGGAAGUACGAGAGAACGGCGCCGGGGAACAGCCCGGGGGGAUAUGGAGUAGGGAUUCCGGUUUCUACCUCCAGCUCCUGGCGUCACCCCUGGUGUCGCGAUCUUCAUCCCGGAGGGACCUUGAGGAAAUUCCGGACAUCGAGCUCGAGGACGACCAGCCAAUGGCGGAGACGGAGGGCGUGGCCGAGGUCAUCACCGAGGAUCCGGUGGAUAUGAGACGAUUUAUGGAGGCACGAGUCGCCACCCUGCGGCGUUUCCAGCAGAUGGUGGACGCGCGAAAGGUCGCCGACGCCGAGGCCGCAUGGCAGGAGCGUUUGGCUCGGCUGCAAGAGGAGGAGGAAGCACUGUGGGCACCAGCCACGGAGCAGCCGGAGCCCACGCAGCCACUGGCAAGACAGCUACCGCCGACACCGCAGCCACCAUUGCCGUUGACGCCGCCGCCGACUCGACCACCGCCGCCGCAGCCGCCGUUGCCGUUGACGGCGACGCGGUCACCGCCACCGACACCACCACGGAUGACGGCGACGCAGUCACCGCCACCGACACCACCACGGAUGACGCCAGCGCAGGAGUUACCACCCCACCCCCUAAACCCCCACGCCUCUAAACAAAUCGUCGGACACUCAACCGGGAAGACGGCAACUGGAACACCGCAUCCGGCCGAAUGCUGACAUUCCGGCCGAAUGCUGACAUUGCACAAAAGUCGCACUGCAACAUUGUCCCCAGCUAGCCAGCCACAUGCCGAGUCGGCAUGUUCAUUAUGCUUACAAUUAAGAACCUAUGUACUUAUGUAUAAGAUGGAAACGGA
Drosophila simulans is the source of this 833-nucleotide messenger RNA. Its product is annotated as arp2/3 complex-activating protein rickA-like. Bases 1 to 696 code for a protein of 231 amino acids. Lineage: Eukaryota; Metazoa; Arthropoda; Insecta; Diptera; Drosophilidae. The transcript is spliced from 2 exons. The record is from RefSeq and is a predicted model, not a curated record.